AGAGCUGUCUUUUGACUUCACCAGUCGCCGUACUUUAUCACAUCCAUGAUGGCAGCGACGUCUACGUACGGUUUAGCGGCCUAAGCGGUAUCUCUGGAUGCAUGCGUGUAUAUUACGGCGAAACCACCAUUGACACAAACGAAGAAGAACACGAAGUUCUAACCGGAAGUGUACAUCUUUUAGCUCACGGUAUCAAGUUAGGUUGCUAGCUUUUCUCUCAUUGAGUCUACAGAAAUACUUGGUUAUUCUCGACAAAAGAGGAUACCAUUUAAAUAUUUGUACUUUUUUACUGUUCACUUUUUUGUUAUUUAUGUCCUUUAUAAAUGAAGUAAUGCACUGUAUCUCGAGCUGAUUUUGCCCAUAGUUUGCUUGCCUUGUGAUAGCUUUUUUUGACAAUGAGUGGCGAAGUACAAGAAAAAGCGAAGAAUUCUGAGAUGAAGCAAGACACAGAGGAGUCGGUCACCCAGGACAACGAGGAUGCGUCAACUACAGGUGGCGGGACAGAGCCCCCCGUGGCUUCAAAGGACAGCAGUAGCAGCAGCCCCAAAGAGUCUGCAACGCCGCCUCAAGGAGAUGAGGCAGCAAGUGAAGCAGCGGCAGCUCAGUCUCGCGACAAGGCCAACGAGCUGAGCCGCCAGCUGGAAGACAUCCUCAGCAUCUACUGCAGAGAGAGUCUUUCGGACGAUGCCGGCGCCCUCGCCAACGGCCAGUCGCAUAGCCUCGAGCUGAAUGGGCUGACCGAUGACAAAGAGGACAAGAGGGCCAGGGCGGGAAAAGUCAAGGGGGGUGCUGGCGGUGGAGACAAAGAGCAGAAGAAGACGCAGGACAAGAAGAAAGUGAAGGGUCUGGGCAAAGAAAUCACCCUCCUCAUGCAGACUCUCAACACUUUGAGCACACCCGAGGAGAAGCUAACAGGCCUCUGCAAGAAGUACGCCGAACUGCUGGAGGAGCAUCGAAACAGGGAGAAGCAGAUGCGAGCGCUGCAGAAGAAGCAGACGCAGCUGGUGCAGGAGAAGGACAACCUGAGGACCGAGCACAGCAAGGCCAUCCUGGCUCGCAGCAAGCUGGAGAGCCUCUGCCGGGAGCUGCAGAGGCACAACCGUACACUCAAGGAGGAAGGCAUCCAGAGGACCCGUCUGGAGGAGGAGAAACGAAAGGAGGUGACUUCGCAUUUUCAGGUGACGCUCAAUGACAUCCAGGUUCAGAUGGAGCAACACAACGAGAGGAACGCCAGCCUGCGCCAGGAGAACACGGAGCUUGCCGAGAAGCUCAAGAAGCUCCACGAACAGUACAAGCUACGAGAAGAGCAUAUCGACAAAGUGGUGAAGCACAAGGACCUGCAGCAGCAGCUGGUGGACACCAAACUUCACCAGGCGCAGGAGCUGCUCAGCAAGUCGGAGGAGCGCCACGAGACGGAGAAACAUUUUCUGCUACAAGAGGCGCUCGAGUCUCAGCGCAUGUGCGAGCUGAUGAAGCAGCAGGAAGGUCACCUCAAACAGCAGCUGUCCCUGUACACCGAGAAGUUCGAGGAGUUCCAGACCACCUUGUCCAAGAGCAACGAGGUCUUCGCUACGUUCAAGCAGGAGAUGGAGAAGAUGACUAAAAAGAUCAAGAAGCUGGAGAAGGAGACGGCCAUGUAUCGCUCCAGGUGGGAGAGCAGCAACAAAGCUCUUCUGGAGAUGGCUGAGGAGAAAUCCGCGCAAGACCGCGACUUUGAAGCCCUUCAAGGUAAAGUCCAGCGGCUGGACAAGCUGCGCCGCGCCCUCAAAGUGGAACGUAACGAGCUCAACAAGAACGUCCAGAAGCUCAGCGGCACCCCCGCGGCGCCCACCUCCGACUCAGAUUGCCCCUCGCCGACACCCACAGACUCCCUGCCGGAAGGCGGCCCGGACGCUGCCACAAGCAGCUUCAGCCACGCCCUCCCCGAAUCCAGCUCCCAAAACCCGCCAUGUCACGCCGAACUGAACACGGACACCCAAGUGGAGGCGGUUCAGCCUGUCGCCACGCAGAAAUGAUGAUCACUCCGGACCACCCCCACGUCAGAAAUCAAACUCACUUUUUUUUUUCCCCUUCUCCAAUUCUCGCCUCCGAUGGACGUUUUGAAAGCGUCACGUCCACCACCAUUUUCAAAGCGUCAAAUCGAAUCACAGUUUUGAAAGUACCUGACAAGUUACCAUUUUGGUUCUAUUACCUUUUCGGUAAAUUUCGAUUUCGAUUGACGCUGAGGUACAAAAGUCCAUCCCGAGAAGGCAGCCUUUCUUUGAUGGAACCCCUCAUUUAUUCUUGUUCAUUCCCAUGGAAAGUUUCCAACGUUGAAAAUUGAUUGAAUUUUCCAGCGCGAGUGAUAGAAAUUCAUCUUCAUAUUGUACUGGUUGAUUUCACAUUCCCCUUCGACAAACACUUGAUUGCUUAAAGAGCCAUUCGUGUUACAUUACGUGUAGUAUUGUGAACGCUACUUGAUGGAACUCGAUAAUGAUGUCAUUGAAUAUUAGCCAGUAAUAUGAAAUGUCCUCUCUCUAUUUUUGCUGCGCGCGUUUGUGUUUGGGGGACCGCUAUGCAAAACACGCUCCCUCGGUUUGAUUCUGUGGCCGUCUGAAGUGGAAAGCACUUCGAAUGUUGGUUCUUUUUUCAUCCUAUCCACGCAUCUGUCAUCCCGUCAAAGCUGGCAAGCUUUGAUUGUUACCUCAUGUUCAAAUGUAGGAGUUGAGUUAUUUUUCCUUUGUGUUAUUUCUUAUUCAGACCUGAUUUUCAAAGCUAAUAAUGACUCUGUAGCACUGGAAACCAGUAUUUCCUGACCUUGUCUCACACAACAGAUUCGUUGAACACGCAAAGGAACCAAAGAUAUUCCUUGUUUCUUUUGCUGUGCUUUUGUCUGUCCUGAGACGACUUCACAUUUUGUUAAAUAAAAUAUCUGAGUCGUGCAGAUUUUUUU
Molecule: messenger RNA, 2932 nt
Organism: Hippocampus comes (tiger tail seahorse)
Lineage: Eukaryota; Metazoa; Chordata; Actinopteri; Syngnathiformes; Syngnathidae
Gene: txlna
Product: taxilin alpha
Exons: 11
Coding region: 396-2015 (539 amino acids)
Molecular function (GO): syntaxin binding
Source: RefSeq, a predicted model, not a curated record